AUGUGGUGGCCGGAAUCUCUUCUGCACAGUGGACGCUUCAUUCAAGCGGACGCCUGCGCGAAACAAUCCUCGACAGCGGGCUCAGACUCGCCUGCCAAUCUUGAUCCAGUGCACGCCGAGGAUGACUUCAAUAUUCGUGCGUCGACCAUUUCUUUAGAAAAUAUUCACUUAGAUACCGAGGUUGCAGUGGAGGCCUUCAAAAUCUUCGCCAGCAGUUUCCGUCCACAGCUUCCAAUUAUUGGAUCGAUAUCGGUAGACGCUAUGUUGCACGGACAGCCACUACUGUUUUGGACUAUCAUAAUCAUCAUUGGAUCCCACCGACCUGAAGCGCGCUUCGUGGACAUGAACAUGCGAUUCAAGGACCCGUUCACCAGAUAUCUGAACCAGCAGAUCAUGGACGCCCCUCUGCCACUGUACAAGAUACAAGCACUCGUGUUACUGUGCGAAUGGCCGUUUGGUGUGGAGACACAGGCAAAAGAUCCCACCUGGUUGUAUAGUGGCGUAGCCAUCCAGGCAGCACGGUUCAUGAGCUUGGAUCGUCAACAGACGGUCCCAUCCUUGCGUAGCUUGGGAGUCGCCCCGGGCAACAUAUCAGCAAGGAUCAACACAUGGCUGGGCUGCUUUCUUGUCACCACAUCGCUUAGCUACCACCUUGGGUUGCCUGCCCCGAUAGAUUCUGAACUUGACCUCCAAACCAUAGAGGAGUUCCUUCAGCUUCAUAAUGUACCGACCCUCUUCUCUAGCAGGGUAAGAAUCCAACUGGUGGUUGCCAAGUUUUCUGCGCUUUUGAACCGCAACACAGGAGAGUCAACUACAGUGUCGCUGAUUCGAUUGGUCGAUGUGGAAUUGAGUGCACUGCAGCCGCAAGGCAUGCUCCACGGCGAGAAGGAAACACGGAUCGAACUCGAUAUUUUAGACGCGAAGCUGCACAUAUACGCUUUGUUCUUCGCCAAAGCGUCGGAGGGAACGUCAAGACACAUCAUGUUGGCAAAUGCCCUGUCAGCCGCCCAGCGGUUCAUACACCUUGCGACGCUCUCGUGGAGGACCACAGACGGAGGCUUUGUCACUGCAGCCGCAGCACAACGCGAGCGCUGCUUACCGAAAAACCACUAUCGUGGAUUUGCAUUCGCCACGAUCAUUCUCCUCAAGUUCUUCUACGGGCAACAGGACGUGGCAUACGAAGAGCGCCAAGGAGCCGCGCGCCACAUAGCCCUUGCGCAAGAUCACUUCAGAGGAUGCUCUAUUGACCUGGAAGACGAGUACAGUCGGACUGCCAAAGUCUUCGAAGCCCUCGCCCAGACCUCAGACGGUGAAACGGGAGACCGCAAACCACGCCUGACCCACAGAAUGGGGGCGUCAAUAGUAUACGAUGCUGUUACGAAUGCGAGCGAAGUGCGCGGCACGGAGGUUGGCAUCCAGGAAGAGAAAAUCCUGGAGCCGCCGCCGAAUGAGAUGCAAGCUACCGCUGCGCUGAAUGACGGGCAAGCACUUGACUUGACACAAAUGGCGCCGAGUCACUUUGGCAUGAAUCCGGAUCUCCUGGACGGCUUUUGGAAUGACCCAUUCAUGAGCAUGGUCAACUUUGACGCCAGCGACAUGCACAGCUUUUGA
Molecule: messenger RNA, 1611 nt
Organism: Emericellopsis atlantica
Lineage: Eukaryota; Fungi; Ascomycota; Sordariomycetes; Hypocreales; Bionectriaceae
Exons: 4
Coding region: 1-1611 (536 amino acids)
Biological process (GO): DNA-templated transcription; regulation of DNA-templated transcription
Cellular component (GO): nucleus
Molecular function (GO): transcription cis-regulatory region binding; DNA-binding transcription factor activity, RNA polymerase II-specific; zinc ion binding
Source: RefSeq, a predicted model, not a curated record